This is a messenger RNA of Colletotrichum siamense, 1665 nucleotides long. RefSeq names its product Efflux pump FUS6 (gene FUS6-8). The coding region runs from base 1 to 1665 and encodes 554 amino acids. NCBI's taxonomy places the organism in Eukaryota, Fungi, Ascomycota, Sordariomycetes, Glomerellales, Glomerellaceae. Gene Ontology annotation, molecular function: transmembrane transporter activity. The record is from RefSeq and is a predicted model, not a curated record. Gene Ontology annotation, biological process: transmembrane transport. The transcript has 5 exons.
AUGGGUCACUUGAGGGGCGAUGUCGAGACCACCAAGGCGGAGACGUUGCCGAGGCAUCAAUAUCGCGAUGCCUCCCUGCCAGCAUGGAGAUUUUGGUUACUGAGUGUCGGACUUUGCCUUGGCCUUUUUCUGUCCAUGUUGGACUCUUCUAUUGUUGCCACGAGUCUGUAUACGAUCGGCGCAGAAUUUGAAUCCAUGGGUCUCAUCAACUGGGUCGCGUUGGCUUACACGCUCACCUAUCUGAGUUGUGCAGUACUGUUUGCUCGAGUCUCCGAUGUUGUCGGGCGCCGUAAUGCUUUCUUGGCAAGCUUCGUCAUCUUCUUCUGCUUCUCCCUUGGCUGCGGCUUUUCUCAGAACCUUGAGCAGUUGAUCGCAUGCCGCGCACUACAAGGCCUAGGCGGCUCUGGUUUAUACUCCAUUACUAUGAUCAUAUUCCCAGAGGUUAGCCCGAAGCAUCUGCGCCAGCAUAUCGCCAGCCUCGUAGGAAUGGUGAUCGCUAGUGCUGGUGUUCUUGGACCCGUACUUGGCGGCAUCUUAACGCAUUACACCUCUUGGCGAUGGAUUUUCUGGAUCAAUGGUCCAGUUGGAUUUGUAUCCAUGGUCGUUUUCUACUUGACUUGGCCCCAGGCUAAGCACCUGCCAAGUUUGCAACGUCGAACUUGGAAAGAACUAGACUUUGUUGGGUCCUUCCUCCUCGUGGCUGGCUCCGUGCUCGUUGUCUUCUCGUUUCAAAACGUUGGCUCGGAUGGAGACAAGUGGCACCGGGCUAUUUUCAUAGUCCCAGUCACUGUAGGCGUCCUCUCCUUCAUUGCCUUGGUGGGCUGGGAGACACUUGUAGCUCGGUUCUGGGACAAGCGCGUUAUGGCGACAAUUCCGAUUCGACUGCUAAGAAACCACGUGUACGUCGCUGCUAUGCUGCACACUAUGUUUUUGGGAUUUCCGUACCUGCUUGUUGUCUACGCCUUCCCUGUUCACCUACAGAUCGUCAACAACAAAAGCUCCUUGCUCGCCGGCAUACUUCUCCUGCCGAUGCUAGGAUCCGUCGCUCUAGGCAGUACUCUUGGCGGCCUGGUGAGCAAGAACAGAAACCUUCUCUUUGAGACUCUGUUCACCGCAAGUUGUUUCAUGACGCUGGGGUGCGGACUGUUAACAACAUUAUCACCGUCGGUCGAGCUGGAGCCGAAGGCACUAGGCUUUUUAACCCUGAUCGGCUUCGGAUUUGGAUUGUCAGCAACGUCGGCCACUAUCCUUGGCACAACAGAAUCCGAGAUUCCGGACCAUGCUGCAGCCCAGGGAAUCAUCGCACAAGUCCGUAUUCUCGGCGGUAGUCUAGGAAUUGCGGCGUCGACGGCGAUCUUAGGUACUCAUAUGAGAGAAGAGCUGGCAGGAGUCUUAGGACCAGACCAGUUGUCAACGAUAACUGGAGCGGGGACGAGCCUGACGGAGGCGCAAGCUAUGGCUGUCCGACAGGUGUACGCAGACUCAUUCCAACAAGACAUGAAGGUUGGCGCCAUCUUAUCAGGCGUGGCAAUACUGAUCAGCUUGGGAGCCUAUCGCCGAAAUCGGAUUUCGAUCGAAGAGCAGCGACAACUGCACAUCAAGACAGAGAUGGAGAGGAGAAGAAGGGCGUCGGCAGCGACGACGCUCGUGUCUUCAACAGAUUGA